GGAGUGAUAGGUGCUAUCAGAUGUGUUUGAUAUGAAAAAUAAAGCUCUGUAUAAAUUGCCCCUCGCCAGGCCCAGCUGGACUUGCAGCAAACAUGAAGCUGAUUUUGAUCUUCAGUGCCCUCAUCGGGGCUUCCCUGUGCCUGGAAACCUUCGUGGGGCACCAGGUUCUCCGGAUCAAGACCAAAAAUGAGGAGGAGGUCAAGCAGCUGCAGCUCCUGGAAUCGCUGGAACACCUGCAGCUGGAUUUCUGGAUCAACCCCUCUGCCCCUGCCCUCCCUGUGGAUGUGAGAAUUCCUGCUGCCAGUGUCCAGCCAGUGAAAGCCUUCCUGGAAUCCCAGGGCAUUCAGUAUUCCAUCCUGAUUGAAGACCUGCAGGAUGUUCUGGAUAAAGAAAGGCAGGACAUGGCUGAGAGCGCCCAAAGGCAGCGCAGCACCAGCAGCUUUGACUUUGGUGCUUACCACACUCUGGAUGAUAUCAAUGCAGAACUGGACCAACUUGCAUCUGAGCACAGCUUUGUGGAGAAGAUCCAGAUCGGGGAAUCCUACGAGAAGCGGCCUCUGUACGUCCUGAAGUUCAGCACCGGAGGCUCCAACCGCCCGGCCAUCUGGCUCGACGCCGGCAUCCAUUCCCGCGAGUGGGUCACACAGGCCAGCGCCCUCUGGAUCGCCAACAAGAUUGCCUCUGACUAUGGAACAGAUGAGUCCAUCACCUCCCUGCUGGACAAGAUGGAUCUUUUCCUGCUGCCAGUGGCCAACCCUGAUGGAUUUGUGUACACUCACACCUCGAACCGCAUGUGGAGGAAAACCCGCUCCAAGAUUCCUGGCAGCAUCUGCGUCGGAGUCGACCCCAACAGGAACUGGGAUGCAGGUUUUGGAGGUCCUGGAGCCAGUAACAGCCCCUGCUCCGAUUCCUACCACGGGCCCAGCGCCAACUCCGAGGUGGAGGUGAAAUCUGUUGUUGACUUCAUCAAGAGUCAUGGAAACUUCAAGGCCUUCCUGACCCUCCACAGUUACUCCCAGCUCCUGAUGUACCCCUAUGGAUACAAAUGCACCAGGCCAGAUGACUAUGCUGAGCUGGAAUCUCUGGGAAGAGCUGCUGCCAAUUCCAUCCGCUCCCUCUAUGGCACCACCUUCCAAGUGGGCCCCAUCUGCACCACCAUCUACCAAGCCAGUGGGGGCAGCAUUGACUGGGCCUACGACAAUGGGAUCAAAUAUUCCUUUGCCUUCGAGCUGAGGGACACGGGGCGUUACGGGUUCCUGCUGCCCGCCAACCAGAUCAUCCCUGCUGCCAAGGAGACCUGGCUGGGCCUGAUGAAAAUCAUGGAGCACGUGAAGAACAAGUCCUCCUGAGAGCUGGGCUGGGACUCAGCUCUGCAGCACAGCUCAGAAAUCCUCCAUGAUGGCUGUUGUGAUAGAAAGGGCUGAAUAAACCCCUGUUCAUUCCCCCCA
Molecule: messenger RNA, 1448 nt
Organism: Melospiza georgiana
Lineage: Eukaryota; Metazoa; Chordata; Aves; Passeriformes; Passerellidae
Product: carboxypeptidase A2-like
Exons: 11
Coding region: 93-1349 (418 amino acids)
Biological process (GO): proteolysis
Molecular function (GO): metallocarboxypeptidase activity; zinc ion binding
Source: RefSeq, a predicted model, not a curated record